Molecule: messenger RNA, 1649 nt
Organism: Pristis pectinata (smalltooth sawfish)
Lineage: Eukaryota; Metazoa; Chordata; Chondrichthyes; Rhinopristiformes; Pristidae
Product: bifunctional protein GlmU-like
Exons: 4
Coding region: 90-560 (156 amino acids)
Source: RefSeq, a predicted model, not a curated record
GUUGUUGGGACAUGGAUUUCUUCUGACAUUUCUGGCCACUAGAUUUCGUGAGGAAUCUGUGAAACCAUCUUGAGGUGGGUGCGGUGACUAUGAUCCCAUAUUGGGCCAGUGUACUUGAGGCUGGAUCAAGCCCCCUUUCAGUCUAUGCAUUGCGUUUGAGCCCUGGCGAAGAAAUUCUGACCUCUUUGAUAACGUUUGUGAAGGAUAAGAAGCUGAAAGCUCCAUUUAUCAUCACUUGUGUGGGCAGUGUAACCAAGGCAACGCUCAGACUGGCAAAUGCCACUGCUUUGAAUACUGAUGAGAUCAUACAUCUGAAUGAAAGGUUUGAAAUCGUCUCGUUGGUUGGAACUCUGAACGAAGUGGCUCAUUUGCACAUAACUCUGGCUGACAAGGAUGGCAGAACGAUCGGCGGGCACGUAUUAGGUGACCUGGAAGUCUUCACCACAGCUGAACUAGUCAUUGGUGAAUGUGUUGGGCUUGAAUUCACCAGAGAGAUGGAUGAUCGUACAGGUUUCCCUGAGCUUGCCAUUAGUAGUCGCACUAAACAGGCCUGGCCCUAGAGCAGCAAUUUGUACUCUGUAAUUUAUAUGCCACUUUUCAAAAAAAAACAUUGCAGUGAAUAAAUUGGACUGGAGCAUGCUUUGUCUGCUCUUUGCUUUGGCUUAUUGAUUCAGCCACUUUGAUCACACACAAACUAAUCAAUUCUACAGUGGAUAGACAACACAACAUAAUUUCUACCAAACUCUUCAAAUGACUUGUCAUUAAUUUGCCUCUUUGCUUGCACUUGUUGGCAGAGCACAAGAUGCAGUUGGCUUCCUCCGUCUAUUAGCAGGGUUGUGCUCUUGGGAAUUUAGUGGGUUGGAAGGACGAAUACACUGUGUUUGCUCAUCCUUACAGACUUACUUAUUACCACUAAUUGGGAGGGACAGUUCAAACAAGCACAGAAGAGCAGUUGUCAGUUGACAAGCGUGACAUGGGUUUAAAGAAGCAGUCGGAACUGGCCGUGCUGCCUUGUCCCAGCCCCUCCUUUCCCUGGCUUUAAGCCAAGCCCACAUCCUGCUCAAGUUGGCCACUUUGAUUAGGAAAGUUAUUAACAAGCAGAAAAAAAACUAGGAAGUCAGAGCAAAACAAAUUAGCUGAGAAAUCUGCAAACCUACAGCUGUUUGGAACAGGGCAGGGUGACCAUUGUUCAACAGAUGACAGAUAAGACAGGGCAGGCACUUGGUACCAAAUAGUGAAGUCUCAAAAUAUGUGAUUUGUAUUCACACCGUAAACCUCCCUGCUUCUUUACCUUUCUCCUCCUUUAAGAUGUCAUUACAACCUCCCUUUGAUCAUGUAUUUCCCCCUAUAUUCUAAAACCUCAUAAUGUGCCUUGCUGUCAAAUAUUAUACGGUAACACUCCAGUCAAAAGCAUUGGGGUGUUUUGCUACAUUUAAAUGUGCUAUCUAAAUGCAAGUAAUUAUCCUUGUUAGAACGAUGCUGUAAACACAAAGACUGAAACAAAUGUUUAGCAAAAACUUUAACCAUUGUUAGGAACAAUUCAGCCACAGUCUAAAAGUCACCCUGAUGACCAGCAAAGAUUUGUGCAAGUGACAGUGAGAGCUUGUCAGCUGAGUACUUAACACAUGCAGGACAGCUAGAAGUGUGGG